This is a messenger RNA of Episyrphus balteatus (marmalade hoverfly), 1488 nucleotides long. RefSeq names its product zinc finger protein 616-like. Gene Ontology annotation, cellular component: nucleus. NCBI's taxonomy places the organism in Eukaryota, Metazoa, Arthropoda, Insecta, Diptera, Syrphidae. The transcript is spliced from 5 exons. The coding region runs from base 162 to 1403 and encodes 413 amino acids. The record is from RefSeq and is a predicted model, not a curated record. Gene Ontology annotation, molecular function: RNA polymerase II cis-regulatory region sequence-specific DNA binding; zinc ion binding; DNA-binding transcription factor activity. Gene Ontology annotation, biological process: regulation of transcription by RNA polymerase II.
CUUUUAUAAAGUCAGUUUUGGUUUUGGUAAACAUACAAAAAUUUUAUCAAGACAAAAAAUUUUAAAAUUCCCUCAUAAAUAAUUACCAAUUAAACAAAAUUAAAAAUAUAUAUUAAGAAAAAUAAGAGCAAAAUUAUUAUAUGUAAAUACAAACCCCAACAAUGGAAAUAAGUAUUAAGUGGAAUGUUUGUCGUAUUUGUAUGGAAGAAGAAAGUAAAAGCGUCACGCUGCAUCCAAUCUUUGAAGAACCUACGCUACCAAAUGAUAUAUUUUUGUGUUCAGGAAUUGAGCUUAAAAAAACAGACAAUAUGCCAGACAAAAUAUGCCAAAGAUGCCUUUCGAUUUUAAGAUAUGCUACCAAAUUCCGUUUGACAUGUCAGAAGACCACAGAAUACCUAAAUCAAAUUGUGCUGAAAACCCAAACAGCAUCCAAUAUAUUUAAAUCAAAUAAAUCUAUGGUUGAAGCAGAGGUGUCAUUUGAAAAUAUUGAUUUCCUUGAAGAGGAACAAGUCGUUGAUGUCGAUGAGUUACCAACCAUCGAUGUCAAUGAGCCUCACACCAUUGAAACCAAUGAAGUCCAAUACGUUAUUCAGGAUGUUGAUGAUGAUCCUUCGCCAGCGGAGGAAAUUACUUCUGCUAAAAUAAGCGAAGAAGAAGAUGUCACUGCGGAUGAUCCAGUUAUAGAUGAAAACAGUCAAACAAAUGAUUUCCCGCCUGAUUAUGUUUCAUCUAAGGGAAGUGAAAUAGAUCAAUACGAACAAGAAUAUGAAUUAGCAUAUAUAUCGGAGGAAGAAAUCAAACAAGAAAUAUAUGAAGAUGAGGAAUCACAAAGUGUGACAGAAACUAUAAUUCAGAUUAAUGAUUUUAUUGAAGGUGAAAAUGAGAAACAAAAUGAGACCAUUAUUAAAGAAGAAGAAUUGAAACCAACUGUGAGGAAGUAUCAUCAAAAAUCUGACAAACCACCUUACGAUUUUAUUUGUGAUAUUUGUGGGAAUCAUUUUAAGAAAAGAUGUCUUCUUAGUUUUCAUAUGAAAAUUCAUCGAAAUGAGAAGAAUUAUGGAUGCGAAAUAUGUAGCAAGCGCUUUAAUUCGCCUUGCAAUCUUAGAGCACACAUGCGAACACACACUGGAGAGAAACCAUUUCAUUGUCAGUAUUGUGACAGAAAAUUUGCCGACCGCAGCACACAAGUUAAACAUCAGAGAAUUCACACCAAUGAGAAACCAUACAGCUGUCAAACAUGUGGCAAAGCAUUUUCCCUUACAACUUCACUUAAGGCUCACGAAAAAAUGCACUCCGGAGAAAGACCCUACAAAUGUGAACCCUGUUCAAAAGCUUUUACUCUACCGCAUCAAUUAAAGGCACAUUUGCAGACAAACAUGCAUCGUAUUAUAACCGAACUUUAGCAAUAAUUUUUAAUGAAUAUUUAAUAUAAGUGUUUAGAAAUAUAAUAAAGUCUUUAAAAUAAGAACACUAUACACAGUUAACUGU